Messenger RNA from Knipowitschia caucasica, 471 nucleotides. The record is from the annotation of a GenBank genome assembly. NCBI's taxonomy places the organism in Eukaryota, Metazoa, Chordata, Actinopteri, Gobiiformes, Gobiidae.
AUGAUCCAGACACAGUCCAUGAUCCAGACACAGUCCAUGAUCCAGACACAGUCCAGGAUCCAGACACAGUCCGUGAUCCAGACACAGUCCAGGAUCCAGACACAGUCCGUGAUCCAGACACAGUCCAGGAUCCAGACACAGUCCAGGAUCCAGACACAGUCCAGGAUCCAGACACAGUCCAUGAUCCAGACACAGUCCAGGUUCCAGACACAGUCCGUGAUCCAGACACAGUCCAGGAUCCAGACACAGUCCAGGAUCCAGACACAGUCCAUGAUCCAGACACAGUCCAGGAUCCAGACACAGUCCAGGAUCCAGAGACAGUCCAGGGUCCAGAGACAGUCCAGGGUCCAGAGACAGUCCAGGAUCCAGAGACAGUCCAGGGUCCAGAGACAGUCCAGGGUCCAAACAGUCCCGGGUCCAGAGCAGAUGGAGGCAGAGCUGCAGAGAGCUGCCUUCCCUGUGGUCACAUGA